AUGAAUAUUUCCAGGAUUUUGUCUUAUGCCUUACUCAUCAAGUUCGCACGGAGAAAUGAUGUGCGGCGGCCUCAUGUGCGAGAUACAGAGCAUGAUUCUUCAUUAAGACUUGGAAUCAAAAGAAGGUAUUCUCGCGGUAACAGUAAUGUAGUCAAUUAUCAAUCUGGAGAACAUAAGCGAAUUAGGAAGUCUAGUUCCAAUUAUGGAUAUCCUAGUACAGAGGAUCAUAAUUCUGAUGAAGAAUGGCAUACAGGGAUAAACAGAAAUAUUCCCCGUAAAGUGACUGAUUUGUCUAGAAAUUCUUCAAUGGCUCGUGUUGCUAAUAUUCGACCACAUGGUUUUAGUAAUCGGUUUCAUGGACAUGAUUCUAAUCAAACAACCACGUUCAACAAAUAUAAAAAUUUCAAGAUAGAUGUAAAUAAUACCAACGCCGAUUUGAAUAAUGAGCAACUUUUAAUGAUGUAUUAUAAUCAUAUGUACCAACAAUAUUACAGAACAUAUACAGCUACAGCUCUGUCUUUAUCAAAUUAUCCCAAUGCUGAUUUACUACCUGCAGUUGCAGCAGCAGCUGCUUCUAACAAUUCUGGUAUCCCUCCGGAUUUGGCCUCCCUGAGAUCAGUACUAUCUGCUGGUGGUAGCGCUUACGAUUUCCCUAAAUACGACCGUCAUGUGGAUUUACGUGGGAGACGGUAUAAGAGGUAUCGUAGGCAUGAAUCAUCGAAUGUUUCCUCUCACUCACCUGAACAACGACGGGACUCAAAUUCACGGACUUUCCGAUCUAACAAGACAAAUGAUUCUUCUCGUUCCUCUGUAAAAAAUGCAUUGCCCAAGGGAAAGGGAGUUAAAAAAGGUGGUGAAUCACUUGUCAAAGUAAAAAAAUCAGAAUAUACUUCUGGUGAAGAAGGGGAAGACAGUGAUCCGGAACGCGCUGACAAUGAGCAGUUUUGUGAUGAUAAUAACUCAGAAAGUGAGAACGAUACAGAUCAACGUGAAUCGUCAUCUAGACGUGUGGUUCGCAGACGCUCAACUGUUGAAAGCGUAUCAAACAAACAAGAAGCGGAAUCAGCUCACGUUGAAGAUAAUUCUAAAGUAGUAACGUCGAAUACAUUCAGUACAACAGAGGUAGUGUCAGCAAAUGAAACAGAAUCCGUUGAAGAAGGUGAGGCUAAAGAUGAUGAUACUUAUGGUGAAGAGAGUGAGGACAACGAAGGUGUUGUAGAAGAGUCGUCUAGUGAAAAUGAAGCAGACACUUCACGGGAAACUUUGAAUUCAGAUCAACAAAAACCGAGGAAAGUUCAUAGUGAUUCGGAAUCAGAGUCGAAAGUACAAAAAGCUUCUACAUCAAGUUCUAAUCGUGUUGUAAAAGAAGGUAGAAGACGUCAUGUGGAAGUCUUACCAAAUGAUACUUUACUUCCUACGUCGACUGAGUUUGAACAUGAACGUGGACCACUUUUGCCCACACCAGUAGAUGUUGAUAGAAGACAUCCAAAAUUUCGUAAUGCUGCUGAUCUCCCACUAUUCCCUGGUUGCUCCACAACACCUCAUAUUCCUAAUGUUUUAGAAGCUGCUGCAAUUAUGUCAGGUCUUUGUCCAUCUUUAUUUCCAUCUGUAAAUCCAUCAAAUUUGUUGAGUACACUUAGAUGCCCACCGGUUGACUUUGCUCCACCUUUUUGUGAUUUAUUCAAUUUACCUAAUCCACUUGAAUUUCAAAAACAAAUCAGUACUUUAAAGUUAAACUCUCACCCACCUCAACAACCAGACUCCUCUGAAUCUAGAUCCAAGUCGAAAUCUCAUCGGAAUAAACAUGAAAGCUUAAAAAGCAGAGGUGGUGAUAUCAGAAGCAAUCGUUCUGUAUAUAAACAGUAUAACAAUACAAAAUCUCAACUAGCACAAGAUAAUUCAUCUGAUUGUGAUAGUCAAAGCUCUUCAAGAUCUAAGUACCAGACUAGCACAGGACGUGAAUCUGUUAGUAGACCAGUCCCCCCAGAAAAGUGUCUGAUUGAUCGACCGAAGAAUAAACAUUCAGCUAAACCUGCAACAAGCCAGAAAGUGAAAGAGAAGAUUAAAAAAGAACAAGAAGUGGUCUCGAAUAAUCCAGCUUUCCCCCAAAGAAGUAGCAAAUAUAUGUCUCCUAAUGAUGAUAUAUCUGAUCAUUCAGAAACAAAUUGUAACAAGCCUUUAUCACGGCUUCCACGUGGUCCAAGGACACCUUCAAGUCCACCAUUAUCUUCUCAAGAUGAAGAUGAAUCUGGUGGUGCAUGCUCACAUUAUGAUUUGUCUCGUGAAUCUUGCUCCAGAGGCGGCAUGACCAAUAAAACUCGUCGUCAGCAUGAAAUAACUAGUUCUGUAUCAGGUCAUUGUUUAAAUUCAUCAAACUCAGAUGAAAAUUCAUCCAAAAGGAGACUUGAAGUGUGUCGAAACCAGGUGUCAAGCAAUCGGUCUCCCAAAACCCGCUCUUCAAAUCAUCCUAAUGCUAACGCUGUACGUUCUCGAAAAUCCUACGAUUCUAAUCACUCCAAGUCAUCAUCCACUUCUUCCGCAUCUAAUUCUCGAUCAUGUUCUUGUGAAGCACCGAACGCUUGUAAUACUUCAGGUAAAAAGAGGUCUAGGAACAGAAGUGCUUAUCGGCAUAAUAUUACACAUUCCAAUGUAGGCAUGUCCUAUGAAAAUAAUUCUCCGAAUCAAUCAUCACAAUUCACGCACCUUCGUAGAGGUGAUACAGGCGAUAGCAGUGAUAGUUCAGAUCAAAGGAGUCGUGCAUUGCCUGCAGCUUACGCAAAUCCUCAUCACACUGACCGGUGGCAUUCAUCUCAUUCGUUGCAGGAUGUUCAACCUCUACCAGCAACUUCACUUCGUCGUAGUUCAUCAUGUUCAUCCUCUUCAUCUUCGGGUUCAUACCACCGCAUCCGUUCUAGUUCUAGUUUUCCUCAGGAAGAAAGUAAAUCGCAAAAUGUAAGCCAGUCUGCAUCUACACGUCAUUCCUCAUCCUCCUCCUCAGCAUCAGCAUCUCGUUCACCUCAAAGAAGUGGAUACAAUGUAUCACACUCACGGCGACAAGGCUUUAAAAUAAAGUCAAAAAGGCGACAAAAUAACACCAAAAGUAACAAUCACGGUGAUCGUGACGAGGAGUCUAGUCGAAAAAUCCAAUCUACAAAGGCAAGGAAUAAAAUAUCAGAAUCAUUUUAUGAUAGAAGCUCUGAUUCUGCUGAUGAUGAGGAUGAAUACAAUGACAAUAAUCGAAAGUCAUCAUCAAAUCUACAACUUAUAUCUUCUGACGAGUCACCACUGUUGAUGAGUGAUGUCAGUUCUUCUGAUACGGAUGUUACUAGUUCCUCAUCACUAUCACAAAGUGAAGCACCCCCCACUGACGAAUCUUCUUCUUACCCCCCCAUUGUCACUGGCGCUCGUCAUAAAUAUUCGCAUCGUAAGAAAAGAGGAGUAAAGUAUAAUAAAGAUUCAUCAAAACGAAAACCAUACACUCCUGACUCAUCUUUUACGGAUAGUCGUAAGUAUAAACAAAGUAAAAGUCGACAUGAUGAAUCAAUUGAAAAAAAACAAUCUGUUAACAAGCAUAAACGAGCUCUGCUUUCACCGCCAAAAGGUUUAAAAUCUGAAAAUAAAGUUUGGAAGUCAAGAAAAAUGUAUGAAGAUGAAGUUCCCACUGUAUCAUCACGACAUCCUCAACUUCCAUUGAACAAAAAAUCUUCCCAUGCACAGACUGCCAUGAAGACAUCCAGCCGUUCCAAUUAUGGAAAGAAACAAAAAGAAGAAACUUCAUCCUGGUCAACAACAGCUGCACAUGAACGUCGUCCACGUGAUAAUAAACAAUAUCAUGGUACUAUUCACGGUGACGUAAACGAUAAUAAUCCGUCCAGAUUAAGGUCACGAUAUGGACAUUCAAAUAACGGUAAAGAUGUUACUAGUGGUCGACAGAAUUAUCCUAGCAGAGAUUAUAUUGCAAAACAUCACAACAGAAAAUCCAAUGUACAUGAAUCCAAGCUUCAUUGGUCUAAAAGUGGAAAUAUUCGUAGUUUUCGUCCACCUGUUCCUCCCUCUACAAGUCCCCAGCCUCCUACUUCACGGAGUAGAAAACACCCAGUAACCACAUCAAAUAGUCGUCAUCCACAUGCUCAGAAGGGAAAGUCAGAUAUUAUUUGGGAACCUGGUCCAAAGAGCAUGAAAAAAGCGAAUAUGUAUUCAGGCACUGUUUCCAGUUCCAAAGCACUUUUGAAAACGCCUGAACGCUCACGGCGUAUAGAUCGCCGUAGUCAACACGAAUCUUCCAGAGGUUCUGAAUCCCAGAAUUCUGAUUCUUCUAGCAGUUCAUCGUGUCACUCACUUAAUCAUUUUUUCAAAUUCUGUUAUAAUUCCACCUUCCAACUGGGUCAAAAAACAAGCAGCCCGGUUAGACCUGCAAGUCGAGGUCAACCGUCAUCAGAUUCUCUUCCUACUACUUCACAAUCAGAUUCAUCUAGAUUUAGUAAUAAUUCAAAUUCCGAGGAGUCUGUUGAUAAUUUACGAAAAAAAUCACCAUCUACAGUUUCUUUGUCCCCUCUGUGGAGUUCAGCUACCACAUCAUCGUCUUCCUCUACACCGAUUGCUGCACCCACUUACAUUGCACCUAAAAUCACUGCUAUCGCCACCGUUGAAUCGUCAUCUAGUACUACUAAUGAACCUCAUUCCCCUGUAUGUUUACACCAUUUAAUACCAAACUGUUAUAUUCCUGUUGCUAUAUGUGCAUCAGCUUGUAAUUUAACAACAAGUAAUCCUACUUUAAUUGACAAUCAGUCACCUGAUAACUCUUCAUCUCAUAGCACUAAUCAUCAUCCUCAUUUACAGAGUGAAUAUUGUCAGGUCGAUUUAUACAAACGUACUCCUGAUAAUACCACACACAAUACCAAAUCAUCAAAUAGUGUAGUAACAGCACUAACCAACUGGACUUAUACUGAGGAGUUAAGUUUAUUGUUUAUCACACAAUCAAUACAUCAUGUUUUAGUUUUGACUACAGAUUGUGUGUCAAUUCAUAAUCAUCUUUGCAAAGUGUCUGAAAAAUCACAGUUUAUUCAUUUAUCAAAUUACAAUUCCAAUUGUCCAAUAAAUCUGUCAUAUAAUAUAUUGAAUUUAAAAACAGCAUCACCGUCACGCGUUUUAUCAAACAAUAACUAUCAUUAUCCUGAUUACUCCAACCAUUCUCAGUCGAUAACAUUAACCAAUAAAAAGCGGUUAAAUUCAAUGAAUUCUUUGAAAAAUAAUCAAAAUUCUACAGUUAUGUCCAGUACUACUACUCGACCUCCAAGAAUUCCAACAAAUCCAAGUUUAUCAUCAACUGCUCGGAAUACUGCUACGGCUUCAAUUGCUAGUAGUCACGUUAGUGAUGGUUUAAGUCGAUUACGUGUGGGUAGUGCAGCAUCAAGAGAGUCUUCGUAUUCUCCACCAGCUGAUCGAAAACCUGCAACUACUACACGUCGGGGAAUCAAACCUACCUAUGGUGUAAAAGCUGAUGAAGUGAAUUCAGCUUUACUACGUAAACUUGAAAAAGCCACCUCUAGUUUUAAUCAACAAGAAUUUGAAGAUGAUACUGGUGGCUGUGGGUCUUCAGACAAUGAUGUUUUCGAUACAGAGAAUGGAUGUACAAGCAGUGGUAAAGAUGAUGAUGACGGUGACAUUAUUCUAUUAGCGACAUCAUCAACUCUAUUACCACCAGAAUCACCAACCUAUGGAAAUGAAUCGGUUGCUGGAGAUCUCUUACCUACAUCAUCAUCUUCAGUGAAAUCUCCUGUAAAUCAAUUAAUUAAGGUAUUAACUACUGGCAGUCGAUUAGUUACAUUGAAACCAAUACCAAAGCAUAAAGUUUAUCAGAAAUCUCGUGUAUCAAUGGCAAAUUCAUCUACACAAACAAAUGAUAUUCCUCUUAUUUGUCAACGAUGUUCAAAUUCUUUCACAUUGGAUACAACCUCAGAACAAGCACCAUCAUCGUCAACUCCAUCAAAUCAUAAAGCGGAUGAAAGCCAGCACCACCGACAACAGCAACCGACAUUAUAUAAAUUGAGUGUAUUCAUUGGUUUAAAUGAAUGUAUGCCAUAUUUGAUACCUUUGUCUCGCGGUGUCCCAUUAAGACGUAUGCGUUCUACAACAACUAGUAAUGCCGCUGCCGCUGUUGCAGCCUUUAAUGCUAAUUCAUCAAGAUUUCGUUGGCCGAUAGAUGGUGAAUUAGUAGAUUGUACUGAGACUCUACCAGAUCAUCCGACAGCUGUCUAUGCCGUUUGUAUCCUUUGCGAUGGAUAUACAGCAACAAAUAUUAGAUUUAUUAAGAAAAUUGAAUGUUUCAACACGCUGUGCAAAGCCUCAGUAAUCAUCUGUGGUCCGUUAACAUUGAAAUCACUUGCAAGCAUAAAAUCGAAUCAUAAUCAACAUAAAAUGUUGGACAAGUUGAGUGGAUUAACAAACAGGGGUGAAGAGAAUAAAAAGAAAUUAGAUCCUAAGAAUAAUAACGGUAUUAAUGAAAUAGAAGAUGAGGAAGAAGAAGAAGAUAAAAGUAAUGAAAAUAAUGGUGAAGAUCGUGACGAUGACUCGGAAUGUGAAACAGUUGGUCGACGUUUGCGUAGACAACUUCGUCGGACGCAGAAAACUCAAGAGAUAAAUGCAGCUACAGUUGCUUGUGCUAUGCGACAAAAUGCUACAGAGACUUCAUCUGCAGUACAACAAGAAAAUCACAUAGGCAACAAUUCUGCACCGACGACCACCACUGUUGAUGGUGUUAGCGACAGUAAUAAUGUGACUAUGAAUGGUAGUAAUAUUAAUAAUAAUGCUGGUAGUAAACUUGCUAAUAGCAGUGAUACAUCAACCCGAAAUAAUCAAGAUCAAGCUGCUUCUAGACUAGCUGUUGCUAGGCAACGUGCAAAACGAUUUAUUGAACUUAGGAAACUUAGUGUUACUGAAAGUUUGAAUGAAGGUUUGCUAAGACAUGAAUCUGAGUCUGCUGAAGAAGACGAUGAUGAAGUUGUUGACGAUGUGGAUGGACAUUUAAUAUACAGUAUUGGUGAUAAAAUAUUAAAUCGAUAUGAAAUCGUUAAAACACUUGGAGAAGGUACAUUUGGAAAGGUUGUUGAAUGCAAAGAUCAUGUACAAAAUCGUCGAAUUGCUUUAAAAAUUAUUAAAAAUGUGGACAAAUAUCGUGAAGCUGCUAUGCUUGAAAUAAAUGUAUUGAAUUUCUUGAAUGAACGUAGUGCCAAUGUUGAACAUUUAUGCGUAACUCUCUUGGAUUGGUUCGAUUAUCAUGGACAUAUAUGCUUGGCAUUUGAUAUUCUUGGCUUAUCUGUAUUCGACUUUUUGAAAGAAAAUAAUUAUGUUGGUUAUCCGAUGGAACAUGUUCGUCAUAUAUCCUAUCAGCUGUGUCAUGCUGUACGCUUUUUACACGAUAAUCAAUUAACACAUACAGAUUUAAAACCAGAAAAUAUACUAUUUGUAGACUCUGAUUAUAUAUCAGUGCAUAAUCGUAAAAAGCGUAGACAUGAACGUAUGGUCAAGUGUUCUGAUAUCCGUUUAAUUGAUUUUGGUUCAGCAACAUUUGAUUAUGAUCAUCAUUCCACAAUUGUGUCGACACGACAUUAUCGUGCUCCUGAAGUUAUUUUAGAAUUAGGUUGGUCUCAACCAUGUGAUGUUUGGUCUAUCGGUUGUAUAAUGUUUGAAUUGUACACUGGUUAUACGCUUUUCCAGACACAUGAUAACCGUGAACAUUUGGCUAUGAUGGAACGUACUUUAGGCCAUAUUCCUUAUCGUAUGACUAGAAAAUCACGUCGAACCAAGUAUUUUGAUACAUCUGGCAAUCUUUUAUGGGAUGCACAAUCACGUGAAGCCAAAUAUGUCAUGACACAUUGUCGUCCGUUCCGGCGUUAUUGUAAAGAUGAAAGUCAAGAUACACUAGAUCUGUUUGAUUUAAUGUCUAAAAUGUUAGAAUAUGAUCCAGCGGAUCGCAUUCCUUUGUCUGCAGCCCUGACGCAUCCAUUCUUUUUACACUUACCUUCACAUCAACGGUUAACAUACACGCAUCCAUCCGAUACACUUGCACUGCCGAAUGAACGUCGUACGUCACGUACUGGUGGUGGUGGCGGCGGCGGCGGUGGUGGUAAUCAACCAACGACGACAGGGACAAACGGAUCUUCAUCCUCCUCGUCAGUAUCAUCAGAUGUUAAGCGUAAUCGUUAA
Messenger RNA from Trichobilharzia regenti, 8205 nucleotides. NCBI's taxonomy places the organism in Eukaryota, Metazoa, Platyhelminthes, Trematoda, Strigeidida, Schistosomatidae. The record is from the annotation of a GenBank genome assembly.